UCAUAAUAUUGAUUAUUUCGUUACGAUUAUGAGGAAUUGGUGAGCAGUGUAGUGUGUUGUGUGUAGAAGUGGCACUCUAUAAUUUCACGUUUCUCUUCUCUAUCACAAAGUUGAAACCAACAUCAGAGACAGAGAAAGAUGAACGGCGACGACAACAAGGGUUUGCUGUGGAAGCUUCCGGAGAUUAAGUCCGACAACUUCGGCAAGGUGGGCCCCGCCUUCGGCAUCGGCGCCGGCUGCGGCCUCGGUUUCGGCGUUGGCCUUCUCGGAGGAGUGGGUUUUGGCCCUGGAAUUCCUGGUUUCCAGGUUGGUUUUGGAUUUGGUGCUGGGUGCGGUGUUGGUUUAGGGUUUGGCUAUGGUGUGGGCAAAGGAAUUGCACAAGACGAGAACAAGAGGUACUCUAAUGUUGGGAAUCCUUUCCGUGGUUCUGGAAGCAUAGUUUCUGAGGAUGAUAUUACUGCACUAGUGGACGACCUUGUCAUUAAUACUAAAAAGCUUAUCCGGGCAACAUCAAAAGAAAUUGAGAAGUGGAGAAGAUAAUGGAAGAGGCCAUUUUAAGUACAAUUGUGUAAACAAAAAACACUCUGCCAGUAUUUUGCAUUCUAUAGACUAAAUCAAGGCACAGCAUAUUCAGACUGUGUCAGUGUACAUGAGAUACUACAUUUUUAUAUUAAUAUUUACUGGGGGCUAUUAUUUUUCCUGAAUUGAAAUCGAA
Cajanus cajan (pigeon pea) is the source of this 715-nucleotide messenger RNA. RefSeq names its product glycine-rich protein. Lineage: Eukaryota; Viridiplantae; Streptophyta; Magnoliopsida; Fabales; Fabaceae. The record is from RefSeq and is a predicted model, not a curated record.